AUGCAAUUCUGCUAUGGUGCUCGUCGUGCUUCUCUCGGCAACGACUCGCAGACUAUUAGCUGGGCAGAGAGACACGCUCGCGUCAUUGAGUCAAGAACUUUUUGGUCAUGCUUUAACGUUAGCAGCAUGAUUGACCUAGGUAUUUUGGCCCAGCCUCUUCUGCCGUUUCAGGAACUGGAGCGAAUGGAUCUACUACACCCGCUCAAUAAUUUCGAGUUCGCCUUAAGUAUGGACUCGCCUACCCCAGUGCCUAGUAACGCAGCAAGUGGCCCAUCAUCUAUGGACCCAGGUACCGAAGUCCACUCGUGGAAUGUCAGUGACGGCUUCGAAAUUAUCUCGAGGGGCAUAGUUGUAUGGAGCCAGGCCAUGACAUUCAUACAAAACGAUGGGCGUCGAGCUCCUGGAAUGUGCCGUGCAGAAAACUGUCCAUGGUCACCCACAUCACUGUGGUCUUCAAUAUCCGAUAAUCUAGAAAGCUGGAGAGCUCGCCAACACCCAGCUCUUCACUAUCCAGCUCAGUCCGUAGCCGCACAUUCUGCCGUGGGAAAUGGGGAAACGUUUUUGUUUGUCAACAUCAUAUACUACCUAAGAAGCCUAAAAAUGGUUAUACUGACUGUUCUUGAAAGCGUCAUUCUCCUACAUCGAGAGUACUUUCCUUUCCUUCCUGUGAACGAGUCCGAACCACGCGGGCCCAUCGAAUAUCAGCUGGAGGCUCAAGCACCCCCGGGCUGGUGGCAUUCCAGUGCAUGCCGUCUAUUCAACGCGACUUCCGCAGUGGCUCAUCUUCUUAAAGAGUCGUCGGAAUGUGGCGUUCUGCUCAAUUCGCCAUUCACCGGCUUCUGUGCUUUCAUAGGAGCCUACAUGAACCUUUAUGUGACGCAAUUCCCCCAAAUGAACUUGGGUCAAUCCACCAACUCGAAACUUGAAUUUGAGCUGUGUUACACAUAUUUAAAAGAGUUUCGAAAAACAUGGUUAUUGGGAGAAGGCUGGAGUGCAUCGCUUCUCUAUAACAGAUUCAAUGCGAAUGAUAGACGGUGGAUGACUAAAUCGAGCCAGGACUUUUCCACUCUUCAUCAAAGCAUUCACGAAUUCUUUGGCCACGAUAAGUCUCAACAGCAUUUGCAAGAAAUUAAUAGGGCUUCCGCCACACUCCUGGACGCUAUCGAUACAUGCCUGGUGGGCGUGGAUCAGGGUACGAUUGAUCAGCCUACAAUGUUCAACUCGCUGUUUUUUAAUCUUAGCGGCGAGUUUGACACGCAUCACUUCUGGCCAAGCUAG
Molecule: messenger RNA, 1278 nt
Organism: Penicillium waksmanii
Lineage: Eukaryota; Fungi; Ascomycota; Eurotiomycetes; Eurotiales; Aspergillaceae
Product: fungal specific transcription factor domain-containing protein
Exons: 3
Coding region: 1-1278 (425 amino acids)
Cellular component (GO): nucleus
Source: RefSeq, a predicted model, not a curated record